AUGAGUGGGCCUGCACCAGUCCCGUACAAUGUGCGCUACGACCCCAACAAUGUUGCUAUCAGGGACGGGGUCCUUACCUUGACGGUUCCGGGACAGCAAGACCCUGAUCACGAUCCUGACAAUGCGGUGAAUUGCGCCGAAGUCACCACGGUUGAACAAAACAUCCUCUAUGCCAGUGUGCGGACCAAUGCCAUCUUCAGCCAAGUGCCGGGAACAUGUCACGGUCUUUUCUUUUACAAAUCCGACUGUCAGGAGAUCGACAUCGAAUACCUGACCGACCCGAAUGCCCUAUCGAACAAUGGCAAGCUGAACCCGUUGUGGUACUCGAACCAGGCUGCCGACCCAAGCACGGCGCCUACAACGCGAGGAACAGGCCCAGCUCCGUCGAAUUGUACGGGUGAGGUGCAUGAAUAUCGCAUUGAUUGGACCUCGGCCUACACCGCAUUCUAUGUUGACGGCGAGUUGCAACAGAACUACUCCACGAACGUUCCCAACCAGCCGGGACCUUGGGUAUGGAACAACUGGGCAAAUGGAGACAGAGGUUGGUCGGUCGGCCCUCCUCACCAGGACAGCGUCCUCCAGAUUCAAAGCAUCACCAUGUACUACAACAUGGGUGACAAACCCGAUGACACCAAGAAGGGCGCCAACCAAGAUGGCCACGAUGGUUGCAAUAGUGGCAGAAGACCAUAG
Messenger RNA from Capronia coronata CBS 617.96, 690 nucleotides. RefSeq lists its product as uncharacterized. Bases 1 to 690 code for a protein of 229 amino acids. Gene Ontology annotation, molecular function: hydrolase activity, hydrolyzing O-glycosyl compounds. Gene Ontology annotation, biological process: carbohydrate metabolic process. The transcript has 3 exons. The record is from RefSeq and is a predicted model, not a curated record. NCBI's taxonomy places the organism in Eukaryota, Fungi, Ascomycota, Eurotiomycetes, Chaetothyriales, Herpotrichiellaceae.